AUGGAGAAGAGUCUUCUUCCUGGAACUAACGAUCUCAUAAUGGCAAGCCCUCCCAGUUCAUACCAGCAAGAAGCUUUGACCCCACCUAGAUCUAACCACUCGUCCUCGCUCAAACCUAACCAGGUGGGACGGGUCAUCCUGUACGGAGUACCCAUUGUCUCACUGGUUAUUGACCACCAGGAGCGUCUGUGCCUGGCCCAGAUCUCUAACACAUUACUGAAGAACUACAGCUACAAUGAGAUUCACAACCGUCGUGUGGCCCUGGGCAUCACGUGUGUGCAGUGCACUCCAGUGCAGCUGGAGAUUUUGCGGCGGGCAGGCGCUAUGCCAAUCUCUUCCCGCCGGUGCGGCAUGAUCACAAAGCGUGAGGCCGAGCGACUCUGCAAGUCUUUUCUGGGAGAAAACUCACCGCCCAAGCUGCCUGAUAACUUUGCAUUUGAUGUGUCUCAUGAGUGUGCUUGGGGCUGCCGUGGCAGCUUCAUUCCCGCCCGCUACAACAGCUCCAGGGCCAAGUGCAUCAAGUGUUCCUACUGCAACAUGUACUUCUCACCAAACAAAUUCAUCUUUCACUCUCACCGCAUGCCCGAGGCCAAGUACACCCAGCCUGAUGCCGCCAACUUCAACUCCUGGCGCAGACACCUCAAGCUGACAGACAAGACACCCCAAGAUGACUUGAUGUUUGCAUGGGAGGAUGUGAAAGCCAUGUUUAACGGAGGAAGCCGCAAGCGGGCACUACCUUCUAGCCACUGCCCAACCAUGGACUCUGUAAAGUCUGUUCGUUCUGUGCUGCCCCACAUGAUAUCUUCUGAUCUGGGCCAGAAAAGAGGUCGGUAUGAUGAUGAGGAGGAUUUAGAUGCCAGCAGCCUUUCACCUCACAAGAACCCACGUAGUUACCCAGUCAUUCCUGUGCCCAGCAAAGGCUUUGGGAUGCUUCAGAAAUUCCCACCCACCUCACUAUUCCCAAGCCCUUAUACUUUUCCAGCUUUUGGUUUGUGCCAGCAGAAAAAAGACGAUAAUGAGGUAGCAAAUGGGCAGAAAAAUGGAGGCCUGUCAGGUUUGCUCUGGCCAGGCCGUAAGGACACUUUUUACCCACCAUUCUGCAUGUUUUGGCCACCAAGAGCAACAGGGGGCAUCCCAAUGCCCACAUACCUCCAGCCACAACCCAAUGCCCUGUCCACUCUUACAGAAGCACCCUCUCUUCGACAGGCCUUUCUAGACCUGACUGAACAAGGUGAUGCCAGCACUGGAGCUGCGACGGGAACUGGUACCGGUAUUACUGGGAACCCUAGAUCAGGGCUGUUUGAAAAUGAGUGCCCCGCAACCAUUACCCCUGAUUUGCGACCCGCACCAGAAGGCUGGCUCAAACUUCUGGAUGCUUCAUCUCUUCAAGCCCGCAAGGCCAGCUACCACUCUGCCUUUCGGCCUGUAGUAAAGGAUGCUGAGAGUAUUGCCAAGCUACAUGGUAACCUGGAGGACUUUGGUGCUGAGAGACAUUUAUCACCAGGUACUAGCUGCAGUUACCAGAGCGAGAGUGCAGAGAGCGAAGAGGAGCAGGAAGUGGAUGUGGAAACCAAGCAGGAUGAAGAACAGGAAGACUUCAGCAGCCGGGCACCAUCGCAGCAGCAACAGCAGCAACUAUGCAGCCUUCAUGUGGCACGACUCACUGAAGGCAGCACAAGCGAUCGGGAAAAAGACUUGCCCUCCUUCCCUACCAUCCCCACUGAAAUCUCGACAGAGGAAAAAUCCAGCCUGGCUGUCAGUUCGCCCACAUCUCUGAAAGUCCCCAGCCCCGUGCACACUUCAGCGGAGGACACCGCCGCCUACAAAAAUUCACACAAGAACAGAGAUGAGGGGCUGCCAGCAUAUGCGACGAAAGACAAAAUGCGACCAGCAGAAGAAAACAAAGAACAGGGCAAUUUUUUCAUGCCAGAGACAGAAACGUCUGCACCAGAUUACUGGCGAGAGAACACAGCGUCUGAACAAAAUCAAGACUCACAUUCCCCUGCCUCGCUCAAAAAAGGCGUCGAAAACAUGGAGAAAGAGGAACUUCAAAAAGUUCUCCUUGAGCAGAUUGAUUUACGGAGACGACUGGAGCAGGAGUUUCAUGUUUUUAAAGGCAGCUCGCCGUUUCCUGUUUUCCACAACUUUCAAGAUCAGAUGAAAAGAGAACUGGCGUACAGAGAGGAAAUGGUGCAGCAGCUACAGAUGAUUCCCUAUGCAAACAUUAUCAGAAAAGAAAAAGUUGUUACACACCUGAACAAAAGCUAAAUGGUCAGACUGCUGCAAUAUUUCAUAUGGAAACCUUACCGGUUGCUCUCAGUCCUUUGAUUACAUUAUCUGGG
Molecule: messenger RNA, 2342 nt
Organism: Trichomycterus rosablanca
Lineage: Eukaryota; Metazoa; Chordata; Actinopteri; Siluriformes; Trichomycteridae
Gene: skor2
Product: SKI family transcriptional corepressor 2
Exons: 8
Coding region: 1-2268 (755 amino acids)
Biological process (GO): negative regulation of BMP signaling pathway; negative regulation of transcription by RNA polymerase II
Cellular component (GO): nucleus; transcription regulator complex
Molecular function (GO): RNA polymerase II cis-regulatory region sequence-specific DNA binding; SMAD binding; DNA-binding transcription factor activity, RNA polymerase II-specific
Source: RefSeq, a predicted model, not a curated record